Molecule: messenger RNA, 616 nt
Organism: Molossus molossus (Pallas's mastiff bat)
Lineage: Eukaryota; Metazoa; Chordata; Mammalia; Chiroptera; Molossidae
Gene: GMNN
Product: geminin DNA replication inhibitor
Exons: 6
Coding region: 8-601 (197 amino acids)
Biological process (GO): negative regulation of DNA replication; negative regulation of cell cycle
Cellular component (GO): nucleus
Source: RefSeq, a predicted model, not a curated record
GUACACAAUGUAUCCCUCUGUGAAGCAGAAACAAGAAGAGACCGGAGAGCACAUGAAGAACAGUCCUGUCCCAAGAAGAACCCUGAAGAUGAUCCAGCCUUCCACAGCGGGACCCCUUGUGGGAAGAGAAAAAGAGCUGGUUAAAGGCUUGUCCAGAAGGAAACAUUGGAAUGACCAGUUAACAUCUAAAGAUAGUGAAAAUAAAGAUCUUGGAGGAGUUACCCAAGAAGCAUUUGAUCUUAUGGUUACAGAAAACCCGUCCUCUCAAUAUUGGAAAGAAGUGGCAGAAAAACGGAGAAAGGCUCUCUAUGAAGCCCUGAAGGAAAACGAGAAACUUCAUAAAGAAAUUGAGCAGAAGGACAGUGAAAUCGCCCGCCUGCGAAAGGAGAAUCAAGAACUGGCUGAAGUGGCAGAGCAUGUGCAGUACAUGGCAGAGGUCCUACAGAGACUGGAAGGAGAAUCUCUGGAAAAUUUGGACUCACCAGAUAGUCAGGAGUUUGACUCUGAAGAGGAGGCUGGGGAGGAUUCUGAAGACCCCGACGCUGGCGCCUGUGCUGAAGAAGCUGAGCCUCCCUCCAUGGAGGCGGGGCCCUGCGCGUGAGCUUUUGCGAGUGGG